Perkinsus marinus ATCC 50983 is the source of this 5788-nucleotide messenger RNA. Its product is annotated as gag/pol/env polyprotein, putative. Bases 1 to 5604 code for a protein of 1867 amino acids. The transcript has a single exon. Gene Ontology annotation, biological process: proteolysis; DNA integration. Lineage: Eukaryota; Perkinsozoa; Perkinsida; Perkinsidae. The record is from RefSeq and is a predicted model, not a curated record. Gene Ontology annotation, molecular function: nucleic acid binding; zinc ion binding; aspartic-type endopeptidase activity.
AUGUCCGGUUCUGCAUCGAGUUCUAGUCCUCCGGAAGCCUUCGACCAGCACUUCCUUAACAACUUGGGGGCUGCAUGCCGAGAAUCCAUAUCCAAGAACGAGAGACUGCUGUCCAAGUGCUUCCAGGACAUUGAAGCUGGUUCUACCGUCGACGUUCAGAUCAUUCUGAGAAACACCUCUGAUGCCCUUACGCCUGUGAAAGCAAUGUCCGUACCCGGCCCUAUAACGGCCCCGGCGUCGGAAUCGGCUACAGGCUCGGGGUCCUCAAGCUUGCCCGCUGGAAGCGAACACGCGAGCUCUGAUCAAUCAGAUGGCGUCUCAGUAGCCCCGGUGGUUGUUGUAACGACUUCAUUGACUUCGGUCUUCGAAGCAGUAUCAGCCGAUCUCUGCCGCCUUGCUGAUGACCAUCUACUCAGCUGUGACCUUCCCUCAUGGGUGACUCCGGUCUCACGACAACUUGCGAGAGUUAUCAUUAACCUCUCCUCAUCGGAUCACUAUCAGAUUCGAUGGACAGUUGCCAUUCCGACCCAAGCACAGCUGAAACGUGAAUCGGUCGCUGCUAUCAGUGAGCAUCGCUCUCACUGCAUGGCACAAUCAUCUCAAGCCAACACGAAUGCCAUACCUGGUGUUCCCACGGCAGGUGAACAGGCUAACACCUAUCACUCCACCGGUGCUGUUGUUACCACUUCACAACAGCAAUCGGUCUCCCAAGUGAGCUCGUCUAUCGGUGGCCCUUCCAACUACGACAUCCAGCACAAUCCCACGGCCGUAUGCUCAACCUUCGGGGGGUAUCAAAAUUAUACAUGCCCUCCCCGUAUUCGUCCGUUGCAGAUUAAGACUGAUGUCACGAAGCGCCCUAUCGAUCAGGCUAUUAAGCAGGUUCGUGUCUUCAUCGGUCAUCCUGUACAUGACCGCCUCAAGUUCGACCCUAACCACAGUGGUGCCUAUGCUAGAUGGCGUGUUGCCUUUGCUGAUGCGAUCGAGCGCGUGCCAUGCUCUCGACAAGUUGCUACGGAGGCAGUUCUGGCAUGUCUACCAGAGCCUGUCAAAGGCACUGUCGAACGAAGUGUUCACCCAAGUGACAUCGAGAAGUUUGGUCACGUCAUCAUCAUCUAUGCCUUGGACCAUACCUAUCUGACGAAGCUCGAGUUGCGUAGUGUCUCCGCUGCGUGGGAGAGAAUCUGCCAACAACCCAAUGAGUCUGUCCGCCAAUAUGCUACGAGGUUUGAGCACUGUGCACAUGUAUACACAGCUCUCUACUAUACUCAUGGUCUUUCUGCCCGUGACAUUACCACCAAAUUCUCUGAUGGUCUCCGUGGUGCCCGUGAAGUUCUGGGAAGAUGUCUCAUUGACCCCCAAUGCCAGCUUGGCUAUGAAGCUUACAAGCUUGCACUCUUCGCUUUUCUCGACAACGGUACACCCCUGCCCGAUGAUCUAACGGCAAUGAUGCCCGGUCAGUCACGGUCUCAAGGUUCGGGUAAAGGUGGCCUCAAGAAGGUCGAUCAUUCUCAGAUCAUCUCCAUCUGUGCACUAGCUACCAAAGAGCUUGGUAUACCGCCUGAUAACUGCCUACGCUGCGGAUUGCCUUCACAUCAGGCCAACUCAUGUCGUCAUACUCAAAUCUUCAAGCAGAAGGAGCGUUGUGACAGGUGUGGCCGACUCCGUACUGGUAGCGAGCACAAGUGCCAAUCCAAGAACUUCAAGUGCGGUAGAUGCAAGCGCAAUGGUCAUUUGAGUGGUGUCUGCCGAAAGGUUAUCAACAAUGAUAGUAUGACAUCCACUACUCAAGCCAAUAUGUCCACUGUUGCAACGGAGAUCUCUGACGGCUCUGAGCUAAAGAUCAUCCACAGCAGCGUCGCCUGUGCUUCAUCUCGUACAGCACUUCAUGAUAUCGUCGGCUCACUCCCUGCUGAUCCGGUGGUGAACCUUGUUGCUGGUCAUGAUGCUCCAAAGACUUAUUGUCCUAUCCAGGGACUCGUGGAUAGCGGUGCGAACGCCUCCAUUCUGAACAGCUCUACCGUUCACUUUCUUCUUGCUAACGACAUCAUAAGGCCUCCUGAUGUCAAGGCUCUAUCACCGCCUGUGUCCGUUACCUUCGGUAAUAAUCAGGCUCUCUCGGCUGACUCUGUCGCCAAGGUCCCUUGCUUCCUUGGAUCCGCUGGCACUGUCACCAUCUCAUUUCUGGUCGUUGAUGGGUGUCGUCCACAUUGUCUUAUAGGCCGUAACAUGUUCUCACUUUUGGGCAUUCGGCUGGUCUCUGACAAAGGCGUGGACAUCGUUUGCAACAUGGCCUCCGCCAAAAAUAGUCCGGCGCCCGCCACAUCAACCCCACUCUGUGCCCGCUCUGAAGCCGCUCUAACCCCGUUGGUCGAAGUCAUUCCUGAUGACAUAGACCCCAAACGGAAGAGGCUGAGAGCUAGGCUCCCUGCUGUCGAGGACGCUCUCAUCUAUCCAUAUAGAGCACCAUCACGGAAGAGGAGUGUGGUCGAUCAGUCCAUCAUCCAUUCGCGCCUGACGAGUAUGGCCGAAGCUGGCAAGGUCAAGCCAUCUUGUCCGGAAGCAUGCACUUGCAUCUUCCAACCUGUACUCGUCGACAAGCUCGAUCACGGUGAUGACAACGCUCCUGCCCGUGUCUAUCCAUCUGAUGAUCUUCAUCAACGAUAUCGGAUCACUACUGAUAUCAGGCCCCUAAACCACCUCUCACUGCGGACAGACAGCAAUGGUCGCUUCGUCUAUUACCCGCAAUCUGUGGUACGAGAUCUUCCUCCCACUUCUGAUGUUACCUCUAAACAAUAUCAGUCGUCGGCCAUCGAUCAACUCCGUCGCACGGAUAUUCACCACUGCAACUUCUGGUGUCGGUUGGAUCUGGUGGAUGCUUUCGGCUGUGCCCGAAUUCAUCCCACCCUGAUGACAAAGAUAGCGACCACUAGCGUCGACCCUAUCACUGGCAAGGAGCACGUCUGGCAAAUCUGCACCAUACCCCAGGGAUGGUGCUGGUCAAGUAUUCUCUUCCAUACCUGUGUACAUUGGCUUGUACACAACCCCAUCAAAGAAGCUCUCGCAAAAGCUAACUGCCCGUGCUCUGUCCUAUUCGUGCAAGAUGACAUCCUGCUAGGUUGUCCUACCAAAGCUGAUUCUAUGAAGGCUCUUUCUAUCGUCACCAGUGUCCUACAAGACUAUUGCUUUGCUGUUAACCCCCUGAAGACUGUCGGCCCGGCAUCGGUAACUCCCUUUUGCGGUCUGGUCAUCGAGUCAGGUGGACGCUAUCGUCCGCAUCCAUCGAGGAGGGUACUCACUGAGGCAUCCUUUGAUCUCGCAUGGGACGAGUUUAUCAACGGAACCUUCAAGGCCAAGCGUAAGCGAGGAGCUCCUAAAGUUGCCGCAGCUGCCUCGAACCUCAAAAUCUCGUCUCGGGUAUCAUGGCUCAAAUCAUGGUGUGGUACAUUCAACUACUUCCUUGGUCACCUUGCGAAGCAGCAGCUUGACGCUCUGCAUGCUCUCACUGACGUGUCCAAGCGACUCCAAGAUCCUGCUAUUACCGACGAGGAGGUGGAAGCUCAGAGUACCCUUGUACACGCGGCUUUCAAGUCACUGUUCGACUAUUAUCUCAGUGGUAUACCGGCUCUAUAUGCCGCUCGAGACGGUCAAGCCAUCGGCACCAUUGUCCUUAGUGAUGCCAACUGCCAUGGGUGGUCUGCUAUCAUCUUAAGGGUUACAACCUACUGUCCGCUCAACAACGAUAACUGCGAGGCCACUCAGUCGUCGCUACGUUGCAGGAUCCCAAACCUUAAAGAGUUCUUCCCUGAUGUCAACCUGGCACUGCAUGCUCUACCCCUCCGACUCGUUGGUGGAAAAUGGUCACCUCGUACGGCUACAUCUCGCAGCUCUACCUGGAAGGAGCGAGCCGCUAUUCUCCUGGCCAUCGAUGAAUGUAUCGGUCUGCUCGAGGGACGAGUCGUGGUCAUUGUCGACAACCAGAAUGUCCAGAAAGAGUGGCGCAGUUUCGCCAACGACUUCACUGGUCCCUUCCUACACCGUUGGGAGCAAUUCCUUCGAGUCGUACAUGAUGUCCGCUGGUCUCCACGAGAUACCUCUCCGGUAUGGCCCGAUGCCCUUGCACGAGCCAUCUCUGAUUAUGGGGAGGAGAGAGAGGUCUACGAUGAGCUCAUUGACUCUGCUGAUAAUGCGAACUGCCACGUUGUCGACGCCACGGAAGACACCGCUCCGAACGAUGAUGAGCAACCCUCAUCUGGUCCAGAACAGGCGCUCAGGCACAUCGUCCCGGUUCAAUUGCUCAGGCGUUCUUUCGAUGCUUGGCGUGGUCGCACGACCUUUCAAGAAGUGGCAACCAUCCCAGUCGACCCCGCGGCUGCACGCACUUGGCUCCGAGACGUCCAGACCAAUGACCCUACUUGUCAGAGGCUCGCCAGUCUCCCCCGCUCACAGUUCACCAUUGACAACGACGGAUUGUUGCGAUAUGGGCAUCGUUACUUUCUACCUCAACGGUUUGCUCACUCGGUUAUCGAAGAUAUCCACAUCUUCCUCGGUCAUUGUCCGCUCAAGCAAACCCACGACAGUGUAGUAAAGGCUUUCUACAUCCCUGGUGUCUCUCGGCUUGUUCAACACGUGGUGUCAAGAUGCGCAUGCCAGUUCUCAGCCGGCCGUCGGGGCAACGUUAACCCCAUCGGUCCCCCAUUGAGAAGUACUUCAAGGCCUAUGAAGAUCCUCGACUGUUGCUUCCUUGAUAUUGUCGGUCCUCUGCCUGUGUCGGAAUCCUUCUCCCACCCCUUCAAGUUCAUCAUAUCAUGCAUGGACUGUUGCAGCGGUUAUUGUUGGUUCUUUCCAACUCCCGACAUCACCAGCAAGACCAUCACUGGUAUCCUCGAAGCAAGGCUGAUCGAUCAGGUCGGAGUCCCACGAGUCUUCACAGUCGACAAUGCCCGCUAUUUCACUGGUGUUUACUUCCGCGCCUGGGUUGCCAGCAUAGGUGCUACCUUGAGAUGUAUCCCUGUCGCUAGCCCCCAUCGCAAUGCCCUAUUAGAACGUCAACACUCUGGUCUCAAGAAGUCAUUGAAGGCCCUCUGUGCUGAACAUCCUGAAUCGUGGCCGGCGUAUGUCACUAAAGCUCAGCGGAGGAUCAACACCCGAUCUACAUAUGGCUACAGUCCUCAAGAGCUAUUCUACGGUUUCGAUGCUCUAACGCCCUUCUCAAGACGGUUUGAAGACGUCAGCAACACUAUCGACGAAGACUCUGUCCGUUUCGAGGCUCGACGUCGUGAUCGGGAACGACAGAGAAUGGUCGACAGCACUCUCAACGUAAUGGAGAAGAUGCGUGCUGAUGCUCUCUCGCGUAUCAAUCCAUCAACCUACACUCGACAAGUCGCACGACGACGUCUAUUCAAGGUUGGUGACUCCGUGAUGAAGUGGGUCCGUAACGUCGACCCCCUUACUCCUUCAUGGAGAGGCCCUCUACUGGUUCAACAAGUACUUGGCGAUUCUACUUACAAGCUUUCCGACGGCACUGUUCAAGAUUCCAGAAAUAUGCGGAAGUACUUCGGUAAAGCCCAGAAUAUGAAUCCCAUUACUAUUGCAUAUAUUCAGUAGAUUUAAUUCACUUUUGAUAUUUGUGCCAAUCUUACGGGGAGGAGAGAUGAUAAGAGUCUAUAGCCAUUCAGUCUUAUGGCGUGCGCUCCCUGUAGCGUAAAGCUCGCUCUCGCCCGACCGUUUCAAAUAUUGUCCGUUCAAACCAUUGUUCGGAUCCCGUGGAUCUAUCUGAUCUGUCUGCACU